This is a messenger RNA of Ilex paraguariensis (yerba mate), 2804 nucleotides long. The record is from the annotation of a GenBank genome assembly. Lineage: Eukaryota; Viridiplantae; Streptophyta; Magnoliopsida; Aquifoliales; Aquifoliaceae.
CUUUUUCUUCGUUUCUUUCUUGUGUUUAAUUGAUGAUUGGUUUUCCACACUCGCCAGAUUGCAGAGAUUAGAAGAUCCAACAAUGUUGACACUCUCCGAGUUCUCUGUUUCUCUCUCAGGAGGCUGUGUUCAAUUCCAUUUUCAUCUCAAAUUUCUCUGAAAUCAGUUCGAUUUCUUUCUGUUUGCGCAUGAAGGCUCGAAAUUUAGAGGCUUACAAUUCGAUUUGGCUGAGAAAAUAGGUUUUUGUCUAGAUCAGAGCUCGAAUUGGACACUUAAUCUAAUAGCUUCAUAUUUUAUUUAGGUGUAUUUGGAGGGUGUUUGUGGAAGCCUGAUCUGGUGAAGUUGGUCCAUAUUUUUCGUACAGAGUUGAGUUUGAGGUUAUUUAUACGUUUGCUGGGUUAUAUCUUGGCUGUUCCAGUGUAGAUUUGAAGGAACUUGGUUGACGUGUUGAAGUUUGUGGCUUUGGGGCGGGGGGCGGGGUGUAAAGAGAAGUGUUGGAUAGUGAAUUUUCUGGGCUAUGGUGUGUUUUGUCUGAUUUGGCGGUUUUGCAUGUCGAAUUAGUAAGGGGUCGUCUGCUAUUUCGUGGAGGAUCCCAUAAAUUUCAGGUUUGCACUGUGGAUGUUUGCUAUUACAUACUGAGAUAGAAUGUUGUCAUUUUUAUUGGUUCAGUUACAAAGUGAAGUAAGAGAAUAGCUCAAUUGGGUAGUUUUUUUGUAGUUUUGGAGGAUUGGUCUUGUGGGUUUGCAAUAAUUUUUGGUGGAGAUGUUUGUUUCGGGUGCAGAUUCUGGGCAUGAUAAUAGUGGGGUUUCGGGGCCGGUAUUGAUACCAGCGCGUUUUGUGUGGCCUUAUGGGGGAAGAAGGGUGUUUCUAAGUGGCUCUUUCACCAGGUGGUCUGAUCCUAUACCAAUGUCUCCAAUGGAGGGUUGCCCUACUGUAUUUCAAGUUAUGUACAACUUAACGCCAGGAUAUCACCAGUUCAAGUUUUUUGUUGAUGGAGAAUGGCGGCACGAUGAGAACCAACCGUUUGUAAGCGGAAAUUACGGGGUAGUGAACACUAUCUUCUUAGAACCUGAUAUGAUUCCUGCUUUUUUUAGCUCAGAUAUGCCUGGUAGAUCGAAUAUGGAUGUGGAUAAUGAUCCCAUUCUUCGACAGGAAGCAGUUCCUAGGAUAUCACAAGCUGAUAUAGAGUUAUCUCGCCAUCGUAUAUCUGUAUUCUUGUCUACGCAUACUGCUUAUGAAUUACUUCCUGACUCUGGCAAGGUCAUUGCCUUGGACGUGAAUUUACCAGUGAAGCAAGCAUUUCAUAUUCUCUAUGAACAGGGAAUUCCUGUGGCUCCUCUCUGGGAUUUUUGCAAGGGCCGAUUUGUUGGAGUUCUCAGUGCACUAGAUUUCAUCUUGAUUCUCAGAGAGCUUGGGAAUCAUGGAUCGAAUUUGACGGAGGAAGAGCUUGAGACACACACUAUUUCAGCAUGGAAAGAGGUGAAAUUACAUCUCUCCAGGCAAAUUGAUGGCAAUGCAAGAUCGUAUUCAAGACAUCUUGUACACGCUGGGCCUUAUGAUUCUUUGAAAGAUGUUGCUUUGAAACUGUUGCAAAACAAAGUUGCGACAGUUCCUAUUAUUCACUCUUCUUCACAGGAUGUCUCAUUUCCGCAGCUGCUACAUUUGGCUUCUCUAGCUGGAAUCCUAAAAUGUAUUUGCAGGCAUUUUAGACAUUCUUCUAGCUCCUUGCCCAUUCUUCAACAUCCAAUUUGUUCUAUCCCUUUAGGUACAUGGGUUCCAAAUAUUGGGGAAUCAAAUGGACAGCCAUUUGCAACAUUGAGACGUAAUGCCUCUCUUAGUGCUGCCCUUUCUCUGUUAGUUCAAGCUGAAGUUAGUUCAAUACCAAUAGUGGAUGACAAUGACUCACUGCUCGAUAUAUAUUGUCGAAGUGACAUCACAGCUUUGGCAAAAGACAAGGCAUAUGCGCAAAUUCACCUUGAUGAAUUGAGCAUUCAUCAGGCACUCCAACUGGGACAAGAUGUGAGUUCUCCUUCCAACGGGCAGAGAUGUCAGAUGUGUUUGCGAUCCGAUCCUUUGCACAAAGUGAUGGAACGGCUAGCAAUUCCUGGGGUUAGGAGACUCGUGAUUGUGGAGGCUGGUACUAAUCGUGUAGAAGGCAUAAUUUCUUUGAGUGAUGUGUUCAAGUUCUUGCUUGGUUAGGGAAACAGCUGGCUUUUUUAGGAAGGGGUAUGUUAUGCUGGCUUUAGUUAGGGGCCAUUUAUUCUGAUGACACUCAAAUUGUUGUCUCAUCUGUCGUCAACCCCGCUUGCCUGGGCGCACGGUCUUUUUAUGGUCUUCUGAGUCAUUGAUUGGAUGGGCAUCAAGCUUCUGAACCCCACCUUUUUUAGCAUACAAGUUCGAAAUUUGAAAGGAAAAAAAAGUCUGUAAAGUGAGAGAAUUCAUACUUUUUUUUUUUGUUUUUUCCUUGCUUUGAUCUUUAUAAACUAGUUAUUUAUCAAGUCAGCCGUCUUGCUGGUACAACCGGUAUGUUUCUCUUUUUCUGCUAGCAGGAAACUGGCGAAGAGUUACGAAACUGUUGGCGUCACCUAUGCUGUUGACGGCUGUGGUAAAAAGUGGGUUGAUGGCUCGUGUUUUUUCUUAAUUACUGAUCUCCACCUUACAUUUUUGUUGUAGCAUUGCUCUGAACAUUUUAUGACUUCCUUUAACAGAACCCACACACACGUAGGUUCUGUGGUUUAUCGUUUCUCAGUUUAGACGGCGUGUUUGUGUUUCAUGCCUCCAUGUUGUAAAUGUAUUCAAUUCAU